Syzygium oleosum is the source of this 2625-nucleotide messenger RNA. RefSeq names its product probable LRR receptor-like serine/threonine-protein kinase At3g47570. Gene Ontology annotation, biological process: protein phosphorylation. Gene Ontology annotation, molecular function: protein kinase activity; ATP binding; protein binding. The transcript is spliced from 2 exons. NCBI's taxonomy places the organism in Eukaryota, Viridiplantae, Streptophyta, Magnoliopsida, Myrtales, Myrtaceae. The record is from RefSeq and is a predicted model, not a curated record. The coding region runs from base 3 to 2381 and encodes 792 amino acids.
AAAUGGAUUCUACGGUACUCUCCCUUCCUCUUUCUUCAACAUAUCUUCUCGUCAUUGUUCAGUUUCCCGAUAACCAACUUGAAGGGAGUCUUCCUCCAGAUUUAGGAGUCACUCUUCCUAAUCUUACCGUGUUAAAUGUCGCGAACAAUAGUUUUACUGGGCCUAUUCCUGCUUCCAUAUCAAAUGCCACUAACUUAAUGCGGCUAACAAUCCCGAAGAACAAAUUUUCUGGAAACGUGCCUCCUUUGGAAAAGCUAAAUCAGCUGCAGUGGAUAAGUAUUUCGUUCAAUCAGCUAGGUAGCGGAGCCCAAGGUGAUCUGAAAUUUCUUGAAUCGGUCAAUUCUACCAGCCUGGAGCUCCUGGCAAUCAACAUCAACAAUUUCGGAGGUACUUUGCCCGAAUCUAUAGGCAACUUAUCCUCCCAGCUGAGAAUAAUGUCGUUCGCGAAGAAUCAAUUGUUUGGAAAUAGCCCAUCAAGCAUAGGAAAUUUGCGCGGCCUAGAAGUGUUGCACAUGGGCUAUAACAAGUUCACGGGCAGCAUUCCCGAUACCAUCGGAAAUCUCAUCAAGCUGAAGGAGUUUCAAGCUCAGAUGAACAAACUCACCGGGAAUAUCCCCUCCACGAUAGGGAACCUGACAGAGCUAAUGGAACUCAUCUUCAAUGAGAACAAAUUACAAGGAAGCAUUCCUCCGAGUAUUGGGAAAUGCCAAAAAUUGGUAGGGAUCGCCCUUUCACGGAAUAAUCUGAGUGGAAUCAUACCAUCUCAAGCUUUCACUAUCUCUUCCCUAUCUAUGUAUUUUGUUCUAUCUGAUAACCAAUUCAGUGGUUCCUUACCAGAAGAACUCGGUAGAUUGAAUAGCUUAGCCAUAUUAGACGUACAUGGCAAUGAACUAUCGGGAAUUAUCCCUAGUAGCCUCAGUCGAUGUACUAGCUUGGUGGAGCUUCACAUGCAAAAUAAUCUAUUUGAAGGGAAUAUCUCUUCAUUCUUGAGUUCCUUGAAUGGUCUUCAGUACAUAGACCUCUCGAGUAAUAAUUUCUCUGGGCCUAUUCCGACAUUCCUGGAGAAAUUUCAAUUGCAGUACUUGAAUCUCUCUUUCAACAACUUUGAGGGCGAGGUACCGAGCAAAGGGGUGUUCCUGAACACAAGCGCGAUUUCACUUGAAGGAAACAAUAAGCUCUGUGGCGGUAUGCUGAGCCUAGAUUUGCCAAGUUGUUCGACGAGCAAAGGAAAACAGGGAUUAUCUACUUCCCGUUAUGUUAUCAUCACAGUUACUUGUGGGAUAGUAGCGGUGCUGAUUCUUCUGUUGCUACUGAUGACAUUUUAUUGGUCGAGGAGGAAGAAUGGUAAGGCUUCUGUAGAGACUCCAUCAAUAGGGGGAUUUCAGCAAGUGUCUUAUGAAGACAUUGUCAAAGCAACAGAUGGGUUCAACUCUAGCAAUCUGAUCGGAGUGGGUAGUUUUGGAUCCGUGUAUAAAGGGAACCUAGCAGAUGAAAACAAAAUAGUGGCUGUUAAGGUUUUUGACCUGAAGCAACGAGGAGCAUGCAAAAGUUUCACGGCAGAGUGCGAAGUCCUGAAAAACAUAAGGCAUCGGAAUCUUGUUAAGAUUCUUACAGCUUGUUCCAGUGGAGAUUUCCAGGGCAAUGAAUUUAAGGCUCUGGUAUACGAGUUCAUGGAAAAUGGUAGCUUGGAGGAGUGGUUGCAUCCGAAUCUUGCACCAGAUGGGACGCAAAGGCAUAGGUUAAGUUUUGUUCAGAGACUGAACAUUGCUUUCGACGUAUCAUGCGCGGUGGAUUAUCUACAUCAUCAGUGCCAAACAGCAGUGAUCCAUUGUGACCUCAAGCCGAGCAACAUUCUUCUGGAUGCCCGAAUGAAUGGUCAUGUCAGCGACUUUGGCUUAGCUAGGAUAUUCCCUAACGCCAUUGGUGGUUUGCCCGCGAGUCAAACAAGCUCAAUUGGACUUAGAGGAACCAUUGGCUAUGCCCCUCCAGAGUAUGGAAUGGGAAGUGAAGUGUCAAAAGACGGCGACGUGUACAGCUAUGGGGUCCUGCUGCUGGAGAUUUUCACGGGAAAGAGACCCACCCAUGACAUGUUUAAGGAUGCUUUGAACCUUCAUGAUUACUGCAUGGCGGCUUUGCCAGAAAGAGUGGCAGAUAUAGCGGAUCACCCACUCCUAUUUUGUGAAACAGAAGAAUCAUCAAUUGCAGAAACUCUGAGAAAUCAAAGAAACAUUAGAGCUCACGUCCAAGAGUGGUUGGUGAUGAUAUUUGAAAUUGGCGUCGCCUGUACCGCACAGCUGCCACGAGAUAGAAUGAAGAUAAGCGAUGUGGUGUCAAGAUUGCGUGCGCUGAAACAGAAAGUUGACAAAAUGGGAUUCUGCUAGAAGUGAUGGAGAAAUAUGCGCAACAUGGGGAAGAUUAGGAGUUGAUCGCUUAAUGUUUCCUCAGUUUCUUGUUUGGACAUGUUGGUUUGCAUACGUUUCAUGUUCGAUUAGUUACUGUUUCCUCAGUCUCAUGUUUUAGGCUUAGUAGAUACGAUUCGACGUGCUAAUCCUGAAAAGGGGCAGUACGUGAAAAAACACUCCAAAGACCCUGUUCUAUCAACAGCUCUAUUAGCAUCUUCUCUAA